Capronia coronata CBS 617.96 is the source of this 1077-nucleotide messenger RNA. RefSeq lists its product as uncharacterized. The record is from RefSeq and is a predicted model, not a curated record. Bases 1 to 1077 code for a protein of 358 amino acids. Lineage: Eukaryota; Fungi; Ascomycota; Eurotiomycetes; Chaetothyriales; Herpotrichiellaceae. Gene Ontology annotation, biological process: regulation of DNA-templated transcription. Gene Ontology annotation, molecular function: DNA-binding transcription factor activity, RNA polymerase II-specific; carboxy-lyase activity; zinc ion binding. The transcript has 2 exons.
AUGGAUUCUCGUGGCGCUUUCACUGCCGAUACCUCGACCCCGGACUAUCCUGAUGACUCGCACUACGAGACUGGGGCGGAUGGCAGGAUCGAGAUGGCCCAGGAAGAGAUAGACGCGAUCAUCCGGAACAAGAGAAAAGUGCGAGAUCCAAAGGCUUGCUACGCUUGCCAUCGUCGAAAAGUCAAAUGUGACCGUAAUCUGCCGUGCGAUUCGUGCGUGAAACGAGACCACCCAGAGUUGUGUUCAUACGAACGGCCGACGAAAAAGCGUCGCAUCGCUCUGACAAGCACCGUGAACCAUACGGAUGGCGUGGUUCAAGACAAUCACGAUCCUCUGCUACAAAGCGGCCAAUAUGUCACUGUGCCACGCGAACAAUGGGAGCGUAUGAAUCGGGAAUUACAGCGUCUGCAUGGUCCAACAAAAACAGAGUCAACCUCUCCUGGCGUUAUGCAACCAGACAUGGACGAUGCCAACCUGCCCGGAACACAUAGUCGAUCGGACGACACCGACAGAGAAGGGAUCCAUGCGCCCAGUAACCAGAUGGGCAUGAUGCAUUUGGGCUCGAGGUCCGUCCUUGCCUACAUGAUGGCUCUGGGACGAAGUCAAACCACUCAAGAUACGGCACGGUCACUAUUGGAGGAAAACAUUCUUCCCAAGCUGGGCCUGGAUAAUGAGAGCGCCACAUAUCCAUUUGUUGAUCUGUGGAGUACCGCUUCUAGCAUGCAGGAUGUCAGCGGUCUGUGUAAGGCGAUUCCUGAUGAUGAACUUUGUAAAGAGUUCUUCGUGGCUUACCGAGACAUUGCUUAUACUAUGUAUCCGGUGGUGCCCGAUAAGGCGGGCUUCGAAGAAACUCUGAACUUCAUGCUCUCAAAUCGAGUGCGAGCCUUGCGCGACAACCUUGAACUCGAUCCAAACAAGCCAUACGGCGUCUCCUUACCCUGGCUGUCUCUGGUAUUUGCGGUAUUCGCGUCCGGGUCUCAGUCAUCGGACAGACCAGCAAAAGAGAGGGAGCUCACAUCGCAAGUUUAUGGCAAGUUCAAUUGCGGGUUGAGAAAAGCACCGUCUAACUCGGCUUAG